Parnassius mnemosyne (clouded apollo) is the source of this 438-nucleotide messenger RNA. NCBI's taxonomy places the organism in Eukaryota, Metazoa, Arthropoda, Insecta, Lepidoptera, Papilionidae. The record is from the annotation of a GenBank genome assembly.
AUGAGUGAUAGCAGUGACUCCGCGAAAACGGUUGGAUCGCGCCACGAUGCCAAAGUCACUAUACGACGGACACACCCAGUGCGCGUUUCCACGGAACAUGAAAAUAAAUAUGUACCCAAAUUAAAAAUAAAAGUGCCACCAUUCUCACCUGAGGAUCCAGAACUUUGGUUCGCGCUUAUUGAAGAGUUGAAGAAGAUGGUGCAGCAGCUUACACUGAAAUUGGAAGAGCAUACCCGUGCAGCAUGCUGUUCUACCAGUCGUUGUCGUUCCAGAGCGCAUGAUCGUCAUCGUUCUUCUUCGAGGCAGAGAAGUAGAUCCAAUUCCAGUUAUCGUAAAUACCCGAUGUGCUGGUACCACGCAAAGUAUGGAGCACAGGCCCAUAGGUGCUUGAAGCCCUGCGAUUUUGGCAAGUCGGGAAACUCCGAGGGCAGUCGCUAA